UCCUGCUUUCCUUCAGGUCCGCUGUUGGAUAGCAGGCGCAACUGCAGCUUUGGGUGACACGUAAACUAAAGGAGUAAAGUUGGUGAGCGCAGUUUAGGCCUCCGCACAGCAACAAUGAUCUCGAGAUCCUUAUUUCAGCGCAGAAAGUGACCCCAGAGGUGGACUCACGCGAGGAGCUUCGUGUUCUGAGCUUCUGCAGCUUUUGGGAUCUUUUAAAAAGAGGUAAAGUCUGGUGAACCUUCCAAGCAGAAGAGAGACCAGGACUCUAUGGGAGUCGUUUUCCACUUUUCUCCAUCCCGGGAAUGGACUUCUCAUGCAUGCAAGGGCUGAUUUCCACCAAGUCUCUUCGAAAAGUCCUGGUUUUAUGAGUGCAACGAGUUAUUCUGACUACUUUAGAAGUCAGGAGGGAAAGUUGGGUGGAGGUUUUGCCAGCAGCAGCAGUCUGGGCCAGGCCACCAUGGCCAACGGGGUUUGCUCCAGGAGGCAGAGGAAGAUCCUGCAGUCGCUCCUGCUGCUCACCCUGGUCUGUGGAGGGCUGUACGGGGCUAUGGUGGCUUAUGAGACCCACAAGCAGCUGAAGAGGACCGAGGCCAUGGCCCUGAAGUACCAGCAGCACCAGGAGGCUCUUUCAGCCCAGCUUCAAGUUGUGUACGAGCAUCGGUCCAGACUGGAGAAGUCUUUGCAGAAAGAGCGCCUGGAGCACAAAAAAGCCAAAGAAGAUUACCUGGUGUAUAAACUGGAGGCCCAGCAGUCAUUAAAUAAAGAGAAGCAAGAUGCCAGCGGCAGGUUUAACUCUCUGCACACGCAGCACCAGAUGCUAAAGACGCAGCACGAGGAGCUGAAGAAGCAGUACUACGAGCUGCAGGAGCAGCACCAGGCUCAGGGUGAAGACCACAGUAAGACCCUCAACGAUCACCGGCAGAGAUACGAUCAGCUGCAGCAGACCAAAGAGCUGGAGAUCUCCAAACUGAAAGAAAAUGUUUAUAAUCUGCGGGAGGAGAAUAAGCAGUUGAGGAAAGCUCAUCAGGAAAUCCAUGUGCAGCUUCAAGAUACGAGGCAACAGCACAAGGAUUUAAAAGCAGCCCAUGAUCAGCUUGUGUUGACGCUGGAGGACCACAAGAGUGCGCUAGCAGCGGCCCAGGUCCAAGUGGAUGAAUUCAAGCAGCUGAAGGAGACUCUGAAUAGGAUGCCCAGUCUGAGGCAGCCAGAGGAGCCCCAGCCCCCUGCAGCAGACCUGCAAGCCCAACCCCCCCAACAUAGGACACUGCAGCACCAUGAGGACAAACCAGCAGAGCGAGGAGCUGAGGGAGCACAGGAGGAGGAGGAGGAGAGGCGAGAUCAGGGGAAUGAACAUGUGGAGCAGCAUCACAAUCCAGAGAAGCCUGAACACCAGGAUCGAGAGAGGGAUCCAGAACAAGACCAGCCGGAUGAGAACGCAAUAGAGCGGGAGCAGCACAGGCAUCUGGCCGUCCCGACUCAGGCGGCGCAUGUGAAGUCUGCACUGGAGCAGCAGCAGGAGCAGAAGCGUUUGGCUGAGCAGCUGGCGGAGCAGCGACGGCAGCUCCAGCUUAGACAAGAGGAGCUCCAAAGACAACAGCUUCAGCAGCAGAGAGAGAGAGAGGAGAGAGUGAGGCUGGAGAAGGAGAGAGAGGAACAGCAGCACAGAGAGGCUGAUCUCAGAGAACAGCAGCUCCGAGAGGAACAGCUCAGGAAGAAGGCACAUUAUGAACACCUAGACGCCGGCGUCGCCGAGGGCGAGGAAGAUGCUCGGGUUGAUCUGCGAGAUGAGGAGAGUAAUGCGCACACCAGGAACAGGCAGGAGGAGAAGCAAGUCCAUCAUGAAGAGCAGCCCAUUGAGGCCGACGUUGAUCCAGCAGACGACCCCAACAACCAAGGAGAGGAUGAGUUUGAGGAGGCUGAGCAACAGGGCCGUGAAGAAGAGGAUGAUGAAGGGCUGGUACCUCCUGGACACUCUGACCACCAGUUACACAGAGAGAACCAACAGCAGCCGCCAGCAGACGAACAGCUGGUGAUGGCAGGAAAUCCUGACCAACAAGAGGACAACUUGGAAGAGCAGUAUCAGGAAGAGGGAGAUGAAGAGGCCCAGGAUGACUUGGCUGAGGAGCAGAAGCCAGAAGAGGCAGGAGAAGAAGCAGAUCCUUACAAUGAGGAGAAUGGAGAGCAGGAUGAUGCUCGCGAGCAGGAGGAGGCGGGGCCAGAGGACAAGCAGCCUGCCAAAGAGCCCAAUGAGGAGGAGAACUACGAAGAGGAAGAGGAGGAGCCAGAGGAAGACACCAAUCGCAGGGCGGAGAUGUGAGAGGAUGACCAAUCACGUCACACUUCCUCCACACAGGCCUUUGGCGGUAUUCUCCUUUUUCCUUGUAGCAGAGUAAAACUGUCUGAAGCAGAGAUUCUGCUGGGACGUUUAAGGUCUGAAGGGGUCAGUUCUUCAGCGGAGUGAAAUGGACACCAGCGUCUGACGUACAGAUCAACCUACAGCCCUCAGUUUGCCUACGAUAUACUGUAGAACUUCUUAACUGUCCAAAUCAAACACUGUCACAUUAGAUAUGAGUUUGCUUUUAAACAACAAAGACUUUGGAAGCAUCGUACUCAAAGAAUUUAUGGUUGAAGUGCCAUUUUUCAGUUUAAAAAUAUUAUUUUUUUCUUAUAUAUUGUUGCUGUCCAAAAAACUCAUUUUCUGUGAUUUUUAGUUUUAUAAUUUGAUCUCGGAAGCUGCCCUUUACUCUGAGUGAAAAUUUCAUGAUUAAUGGACCGACAGAAAUUCUCCAAAACUUGGACUUGGAAUAAAAUCUUGUUACAUUUACUUACCGUUUUUGCCCCCUCCUCUAAAGCUACUCUUUUGGAGAUACAUGUUUGUCUUUGGACAGCGACGAUAUGUAAGGUGUCUGUUUUGCAAUGUUGCUGGAGAUUUCUUGAAAAUGUUAAUCAAAUUAUUCCAAAAAGAAGCAAGUCGUCCCGUCA
This is a messenger RNA of Colossoma macropomum (tambaqui), 2982 nucleotides long. RefSeq names its product golgi integral membrane protein 4a (gene golim4a). The record is from RefSeq and is a predicted model, not a curated record. The transcript has 16 exons. NCBI's taxonomy places the organism in Eukaryota, Metazoa, Chordata, Actinopteri, Characiformes, Serrasalmidae. Bases 314 to 2317 code for a protein of 667 amino acids. Gene Ontology annotation, cellular component: Golgi apparatus; Golgi membrane.